Messenger RNA from Salvelinus sp. IW2-2015, 782 nucleotides. The record is from RefSeq and is a predicted model, not a curated record. NCBI's taxonomy places the organism in Eukaryota, Metazoa, Chordata, Actinopteri, Salmoniformes, Salmonidae.
UCACCGCGCUGCCUGACUCCCCUGGUGCCGGACGAGAUGGAAGAGGAGGAAGGGAGGAGAGCUGAUAGUCCUGGAUGAGUUCUCAAGGACCUGGAGAACCCCGAGGUGCCCAGAGAGGAGGCUCUGUCUGGCAGGGACGUUAUCGACAGACCAUCAUGGAGGAACCCAGCAUGCUGCAGGCCUCAGCCAUGGAGGGUAGUAGGACCACCCUGAUGAGUUGUCAUGCAACACGUCCACCCCACACGGACUCAAACACAAGGCCCACGACAAGGAGGCUGGCCUGCCUAUGGAGCCCAGGAGCUCAGGCUGAUCUCUCAGUCCUCUCGUUAGCUCAGGCUGAUCAGUCGGUCCUCUCCGUGGCCCAGGUAGACCUGCCCCCAGAGGAGAGCCUCAACUUCACACAGCUGGUACUGAACUGGACCUGCUGGACAAGGAGAAGAAGGACAAAAGAUGACAGUGAUGAGGAUGAGGAGGGUGAUCCAACCCAGGACCAGGAGGAAGAAGAGGUGGAACAAGAGGAACCAGCAGAUGCUGCAUGGCCUUCAGGUAAACAAACAUGGUGUUAUUCACUACUUCAGGUAAACAAACAUGGUGUUAUUCACUUCUUCGGUAAACAAACAUCUUGUUAUUUACUACUUCAGGUAAACAAACAUGGUUUAUUCACUACUUCAGGAAACAAACAUGGUGUUAUCACUUCUCAGGUAAACACACAUGGUGUAUUCACUUCUUCAGGUAAACAAACAUGGUGUUAUUCAUUCUUCAGGUAAACAAACAUGUGUUAU